Messenger RNA from Pungitius pungitius (ninespine stickleback), 1645 nucleotides. Its product is annotated as intestinal-type alkaline phosphatase-like. NCBI's taxonomy places the organism in Eukaryota, Metazoa, Chordata, Actinopteri, Perciformes, Gasterosteidae. Gene Ontology annotation, biological process: dephosphorylation. Gene Ontology annotation, molecular function: alkaline phosphatase activity. The coding region runs from base 72 to 1637 and encodes 521 amino acids. The transcript is spliced from 11 exons. The record is from RefSeq and is a predicted model, not a curated record. Gene Ontology annotation, cellular component: plasma membrane.
ACCCUUUGCUCCCUGCUGACAGCUAUAAAGAAAAAGCCCUUCUGUGCCUUUUUUGAACUUUCCGUCUCACCAUGGCCAACACACGUGAACUCCUUUUUGCUGGAUUAUUGAUUCUUAUUACAGUGCAGUUGACUUUGUCCAUUUCAGAGGAGGAGCUGCAUGCCAGCUACUGGAACAACAAGGCAAGACAGACCCUUCACACUGCUCUGAAUGUUCAGCGGAGUCUUAAACAAGCCAAGAACGUCAUCCUCUUCCUGGGGGAUGGUAUGGGACUACCGACAGUGACUGCUGCCAGGAUCCUCAAAGGCCAGUUGGCAGGGAAAUCCGGGGAGGAGACCAGUCUGGUUAUGGAUACCUUUCCUCACGUGGCCUUGUCUAAGACGUACAAUGUGGACCAGCAGAUGCCAGACAGCGCUGGCACAGCCACAGCUUAUUUGUGUGGUGUGAAGGCCAAUUACGGAACCUUGGGUGUAACUGCCGCCACCCCGAGGAGCAACUGUGGGGCCACCUUUGGGAACGAAGUCGAAUCGGUUUUGAGCCGCGCUAAGAAAGCAGGAAAGUCUGUGGGAAUUGUGACUACAACCAGAGUGCAGCACGCCUCUCCUGGUGCAAACUACGCUCACACUGCCAACCGGGACUGGUAUUCUGACUCCGACCUCCCCCCUGAGGCAUUGCAAAAUGGCUGCCGGGACAUUGCUUUCCAGCUGGUUAAUAACACCGAGAUAAAUGUCAUUCUUGGUGGAGGUCGUGAGUACAUGUUUUCAAAGACCACUAGUGACCCUGAGUAUCCAACUAGAACAGGAGCCAGAAAUGAUGGGCUAAAUCUUGUUGAAGAGUGGUUAAGGACAAAAAAGAACGCCCGAUAUGUGUGGAACAAAGCAGAUUUUGAUGCUGUCAACCCUUCCAACACAGACUUCUUAAUGGGUCUCUUUGAGCCCAAAGACUGCCGUUACGAGUUGGAACGUGAUCCAUCCAUGGACCCUUCUCUUACAGAGAUGAUGGAGAAAGCAAUUCAUAUUCUCAGCAAGAACCCAAAGGGAUUUUACCUUUUUGUAGAAGGCGGAAGAAUCGACCAUGCUCACCACGGAGGUAUCGCCAAAAAAGCACUCUAUGAGACUGUGGAGUUUGACCGGGCCAUCGGGCGCGCAGCUGAACUCACCAGUGAGCUUGACACCCUGACUGUGGUCACUGCAGACCACUCCCACGUCUUUGCCUUCGGAGGGAAUUCUGCAAGGGGAAACCCUGUUUUAGGGGUUUCCAGGUCAAAAGCUAACGACAAAAAGAACUUCACCACUGCUGUGUAUGGAAAUGGACCAGGAUACCGGAAUGGAACUCGCCCUGAUAUGAAUGAGGACAUUUCAUCGGGUAAUGAUUACCUUCAGCAGGCUCCUGUGCCUCUGGACUCAGAGACCCAUGGCAUAGAAGAUGUAGCCAUCUUUGCCAAAGGUCCCAUGUCACAUCUUUUCCACGGUGUCCAUGAGCAGAACUACAUUGCCCACGUUACUGCUUAUGCUGCUUGCCUGGAGCCCUACGAGAACUGUGAUCUGCCCCCACCCAGCCGAGCUGGAGCCAUCCACCCCAGCCUCCUGCUCCUUCUGAUGGGAUUCCUUCUCCUCUCCCUCUCUUUGCUGGAUUAGUCCUGACC